GCGAGGGGACCACUCGCCGCCCGAGAUCUCAGGAACCCGGGUCAUCCGGCUGGAGGAGCGCCGGACCUCAGGUUGCUCUUGUGAUUGGCAUAGCCCAGCAUGCAGUCUUGAGCCUGGCAUAGGCCACACCCACUCCAACUCUGGAUAGCCUCCCCGGAGGCUCAGAGAAGGCACUAGAUUGAUCCUAACGUACCUGAAUAACAUCUGUUCAACAACAAACCACCGCAGCUCCAGGGAGCCGGGGGAGUCUCAUUGUCCGCUCUGGCAGAAGCCAGUAUGGCUAUUGCCCUGCAGUCCAGUGAUCUGGUCUUCGAAUUUGCAAGCAACGGGAUGGACGAUAUCCACCAGCUGGAAGACCCUUCAGUGUUCCCAGCUGUGAUCGUGGAACAGGUCCCCUAUCCUGAAUUAGUGCAUCUGUACUCAGGACUCGAUCUGGAUGAGGUCCACAAUGGCAUCAUAAGGGACAGAGCCUUGUGCAUGACACAGGAUCAGAUCUUAGAAGGCAGUAUUUUGCUGACAGAACCAGAUGACAAUGUGUCCACCUCAAAUAACGCAUCAUCCACUGAAGUCCUAUUCAAUGUGGCAACUCCCAACGAUGUCCUGGAUGAGAAGCAGAUCUUCAGCACACCGGAAGUGCUUUCAGACUCCAACUCUGUCCAGGCCAUCAAUCUGCCCAACUUACUGCUUUCUACCCCUGAACCUGACAACCCGAAGAAGACAAGUGAUGCUGGUGACCAGAAGAAGCAUUCUCUGGAGGAGGAAAAGGUCUCCAGAGAAGAAAGUCUUAGAAAGAUUGGGAAGUCUCGGAAGAGAAACCGAAAGACCAAGAACAACCGAAGUACCUCACCUGUCACUGACCCCAGCGUCCCCAUACGGAAGAAAUCCAAGGAUGGCAAAGGCAGCACCAUUUAUCUGUGGGAGUUCCUCCUGGCCCUUCUGCAAGACAGAAACACCUGCCCCAAGUACAUCAAGUGGACGCAGCGAGAAAAAGGCAUCUUCAAGUUGGUGGACUCCAAGGCUGUGUCCAAGCUGUGGGGCAAGCAGAAAAACAAGCCUGACAUGAACUAUGAGACCAUGGGCCGGGCCCUAAGAUAUUACUAUCAGAGAGGAAUCCUGGCCAAAGUGGAAGGGCAGAGGCUGGUAUACCAGUUCAAGGAGAUGCCUAAGGACUUGGUGGUGAUUGAUGAUGAUGAGGAGAGCCCUGAAACACCAGAAGACUCUUCCCAGGCCUCUACUUCCUCUACACCCUCUACCAGUACCACCCGGAGAGCCAGCUCUAGGGCCGUAACCAGAGCCUCCCCUGAGGAAAAGGAUAACCCUGCCUGGGAGAAACCAAAGGGUCAACACACUGGUCUCCAGCCAUCUGCAAGCCUGGAGUUAGGAUUGUCUGUGGAUGAGGAGGUCCCCACUACCUCCACCAUGCUUGCCACUCCACUACAGAGCCCGGCCAAGCUCACCAAAACUGUGAGUACUUCUUCAGCGCCCAGUAACAUCCACCUAGGAGUAGCCCCUGUGGGCCCUGGCUCAACUGUCACCCUGCAGACCAUCCCGCUGACUACGGUGCUGACCAAUGGGCCUCCUGCCAGUACUACUGCUCCAACUCAACUCGUUCUCCAGAGUGUCCCACAGGUGUCAACGUUCAAGGACACCUUCACUUUGCAGACCUCCUUCCCCCUGAACACCAAUUUGCAAGAGAACCAGGUGGCAACCCAAGGGGCCCCAUUGAUAAUCAGUGGCCUCCCCCAACUUCUGACCGGGGCCAACCAUCAGAGCAACCCAGUACCAUCCCAGGUCAUAAGUGCUGGAUCAGCAGGGCCUAGCUCUCAGCCCCCUGGGACUGUCAUUGCUGCCUUUAUCAGGACUUCUAGUGGCACGUCAGUGCCCGUGGUAAAGGAGGGGCCCUUGAGGUCCUCUUCAUAUGUACAGGGUGUGGUUACUGGGGCACCCGUGGAGGGGCUGUUGGUUCCUGAAGAGACCCUGAGAGAGCUCCUGAGAGACCAGGCUCAUCUUCAGCCACUUCAGAGUCAGGUGAUCUCAAGGGGUUCCCAUAACCUGAGCCUUGUGGGGAACCCGACUUCGUCUCCCCCUAGCAACCCCACUGUUGGGCUAACCCCAGUGGCUGAACUUGAGCUCUCAUCAGGCUCAGGGUCCGUGUUUGUAGCUGAGCCUAGUAUGACCACAUCUGGGAGCCUGCUGACCAGAUCCCCGACCCAGGCUCCUUUCUCCCCAUUCAAUCCCACUUCCCUCAUUAAGAUGGAGCCCCAUGACAUAUAAACAAAGGGAUAAAAAGUAUGACCCACUGGGCAAAAUUGUGAAGCAUUUUUAUGUGGACUUAAGUAGAGUGGGGUAUGAGAAAAUUUGAUUCCAAGUUCCCCAAGCCUAUUUGGCAUCGUAUGACCAAAGUAUGCCCAGCUCAAGCAUCUGUGGCAUCAGACCAUGGCCUUCAAGAGCACUAGGGAGUAGACCUGCUCUUGGAAGAGUAAUUAGGUGACUUGGUGAUGGAGAGAAUGCCACAAACCAGGAAGCAGCUUGUGGCCAGAGCUGGCCAGAGGCUUCACAAGAAGAGUUAGGCCUGGUCAUACUUUGUUAUCUGUAUUCCUUACACAGGGAACUUACCAUCCAAUAUGUGAAUAUCUUCGUAUGCAUUUGUGUGCACUUGUGGGUCUGUAUCUUCAUUUCUUUGGGGAGGAUGGGAUGUAGACGUCAGGUCUUUUCUUUGUGUGUGUGUCUGUGUGUGUGUCCGUCCAUUUCUAGGUCAGCCACAGAGAUUAGGCAGUUUUAAGAGAAAGCACUCUGUAACUUUUGUUUUUGCAAGCAACAAUGCCAUUCUGAGACUGGAAGGUACUAGUUGAAUGUCCCCUUCCCAGUCUAGAGAGAUGUCGCAAAGCUGGAACAGGUCUAGGUAGGAACACUUCAAUGGGUGCACAUGCUGAGAGGACACUGCUAAGGGACAAGAGGCUAAAACCAUAGUGGGAAGGAAAAGGAACACACUUAGCCCUGGGAGCACUUGCUUGUCAUAGUCACCUUGCUGUCAGGCUAGAACCUGGAGUACUUUGCUGAAAGUUGUGGGGCAAAGCACCUAACAGAAUUAUACAGUCCCUAGCCAGGCCUGAGUGGAUUGAACGUUUGUGGCCAGGGCUUUUGGCUGUUUGUAUAAAAUCAGCCCUAUGCUUGACAAUAAUAGCCCUUUGUGACCCAGUACUCUUCCUUCCCUAUCUUGGGUUCCCUCUUGAUUCUGUCUGCCCUGAGAAAUUCCAUCUGUCAUCAGUCGCUGAGGCUAGAAGGCAGCUCAGCUCCAGCCAUGAAGUCUCGCUCUCUCUCCCAUCCUCUCCCUCUCACAAUGGCUCUGAAAGACUUCAGGAGGACCGGUGGCUUUUCAUUUCCAGCCAUCACACCUAACCCAAUUCUUGCUUCACCAAGAAGACAGGAGUGAGCAUACACAGGUUCCUAUAGGUCCUGUCAGCACGUGACUCGGCUCCUCUCUUUUCUGUUUCUGGAAAGAGUUCUCCUGGUCUCUCUUAGUCUCUCAGCUGAGGGUCUCCAUCUCCCUUCCUUGAAUCUGUUUGCCUCUCUUCUACCAGGUUUAGGGCCAAUGCGUAGAGGUGUCAGGCCCAGAAGCAAGUCUAGCCUCUGAAUUUGGUUAAUGUGAAUCAGUGCUCCUGGACCUUUGCUAUGUCCUCUGUGCCAAAGCACCCACUUGACUUAACUACCUCCCUGGCUGGUCAUCGUUCUCCCGUACUGUUCUUGCUCCUUCCCUGUGGCUCUAUGCAGGUGCAUUUGCUACAUUCCCAGCAAUUGGCACUGAAAUGUCUGUUCUGAUAAGAUUGUCUUACUAUGCCAAUCUCUUGAUAGAUGGAAGGAAGCAUCUCGAGAAAAGGUCACCAUUGUUGCUGUUAGUGUUGCUGUUCUUAUUGUAUUUGGGUUUUAGGUUUUUGGGGCUUUGAACUUGCUCUGUUGGUGAAGAUGACCUUGAACUUCCUGUUCUUUUGCCUCCCCCCGCCCCACCUUGUUUUCUUGCGUGUAUUACCAUGUGGUUCUAUGGACCAAACCCAGGACUCUGUGCAGGCUUGACAAGUCCUCUUAGCAACUGUGCUACUUCCCAGCUCAAUCAGUUUUAAUGAGCACAAAGAGACAGUGUGAGUCGGGGUGGCCCUGGAAUCUAAUAUCUGCUCUAAGGAAAUUCAUACUCCUAAAGCUGUCAACACUUUCAUAGUCAAAUCAUCUUCUCCAUGGUUCUCGGGCCUUGUUAUCCCACACUUGCUGAGGCCUUCCCCACCAUUGUGCUGUCCCUGUGGGGGUUCCUCGUCAUCUCUUUGUGUGUGGGUGUUUUCCAAAGGUCCUGCUAUUAUCAUGGGUCAGUUCUUUAAGAUGACUUCAAUCCAGAACCUGCUUCUCUAAGUCCCUGGCUCACGGCUCUAGUGAUCUGCUUCUGUUAGUGAUGCCACCAUUUCCCUGACCUUCUAGACUGGAAAUCUCAGAGCUGUCUGGUGGGCUCUUUACUUGACCCCGCCCCUGUCCCUCAUGUCCUAAUGUCUGGCCUGUCUUUAUCCCCAGAGCCUCCAGCCUAGCUCAUGCUGUUUAACUUCCCCCUCCCCAAUAUAUAUUAGCAUCCUGGCCAAUGUGACUUCUUAGCACGUGUCAUCUGGCAGGCUACUUACUCUGGCCUUCCUCUGCUAAAAAGCCUUCGGUGAAUCCUGGCCUGCAGAUAGGGCCAGUACUUAAAAUGCUCAUCCUCCAGGCUUUUCUAACUGGCCUAGGCCUAGCAUUAACCCUUUAGCUCCUGAAUCGUAACAGGGCCCCAGGAAUUGGGGAGCACUUGGAGAGCUGUGGGUAGUAAUUCUUGGAAGAUUUGAAGUUUGAUAUCAGCCCCACCAGGGAAAAGAACUCCCAAGUCGGUGGCACUUCAUUAUUUGGUCCCCAACCCACCCCAUGCCAAGGUACUCCAAAGGGAUUCCAAGGUAUUUGAACUUGUUCCCACCUAUGCCUUUUUUUUUCUUUCCUGGGUUCUGUUUAACCAAUAUGCUCUAUCCUCUUAUUAAGAACAAAAAAUUAUGUUUCAAGAUGGAAUUCAGUGGGAAAAGCCAGUUCCUAACUUUAAUUCUUAAACUUGUAACUACCACUUGAUGGACAGGUGAUUAGAAACAGCCUGUGACAUCUCUAUCAGAAUCACAAACUGUUACUUAGACCUUAAGUUUAGCUCUGUACCUUUAAUUUCUCUUGUGUGUUACCUCCUGAGGGGUAGGCACCACCGUGUCCCCCACAAAACUGGGCAUACCAUAAAGCAGACAAGCAUCAGUGACUAGUUACUGAUUGAGCUGAUGAGAGCUGUGUACCAAACUUUGAGGCAGCUGACCUCUGUCCUCUCCUCUCCUCUCCUCUCCUCAGGCAGUUACUCCAGGUGCUUCACUGCCCAGGGCCUGCCAUUCCUGGCCCAGUGCCCUCACGGUACCACCUCACCCCUUGUCUUAACAUCCAAGAUUUGUAUCAUUUUCAACAUCCUCUGAUCCUAAAGACAGCUUCCUGUUCAGUUUCUUCCCUACACUGAGUGUUAAACUAGCUAACCGGUUAACUAACCCUUACCAACAAGUGUUCUGGAAGAGGCAAUAGGAGAACCUCAGGAGACAGAUUGACUUUAGCCAGAGUCAGGUGGCAGCAAUCCCCCCCUGCUUUUGUGAUGGCCUAAUGGAGGCAGGACUCAAGUGAUGGUCCUCACCUCCCAGCAGCUGAUAUGUGAUUCCCUCCUCCUGGCUCCCGUAGCACUUUGUAUAUACCUCUUAUUGUAGCACAUUGUAUGUAGUUCUUUGAUUGUGUUCAUGUAUGUUUCCCCUCCAAUAGACUGUGGGCUCCUCAAGGGCAGGAGCUGUGUGCUAGUCAGUGAUGUAUCCCCAGCACCUAGCCACAGUGCCUGAUACACAGUAGGUGCUCAAUAAAUGUUUAUUGAAAGGCC
Molecule: messenger RNA, 5947 nt
Organism: Grammomys surdaster
Lineage: Eukaryota; Metazoa; Chordata; Mammalia; Rodentia; Muridae
Gene: Elf4
Product: E74 like ETS transcription factor 4
Exons: 9
Coding region: 277-2274 (665 amino acids)
Biological process (GO): regulation of transcription by RNA polymerase II; cell differentiation
Cellular component (GO): nucleus
Molecular function (GO): DNA-binding transcription factor activity, RNA polymerase II-specific; sequence-specific DNA binding
Source: RefSeq, a predicted model, not a curated record